CCCGCAACAGAACAAAACAGGUCCUGAUACGCGCACAGCGCUCGCGCCGCCGCCGGCGGCCAGGGCGACGGCGGGCAUGGCGGGGACGAAGGCCCCGCCCCUGCUCAUGGGGCGGUACGAGCUGGGCAAACUGCUCGGCAGGGGCAGCUUCGCCAAGGUGCACCACGCGCGGAACGUGGAGACCGGCGAGGAGGUGGCCAUCAAGAUCAUGGACAAGGACCACCUCGCCCGCUCUGGCGGCGCCGCGCAGCGGCAGGUCAUGCGCGAGAUCGACAUCAUGCGCCGCGUGCGCCACCCCCACGUCGUGCGCAUCCACGAGGUGAUGGCCACCCGGCGGAGCAUCUUCGUCGUCAUGGAGUUCGUCGGCGGCGGCUCCCUCCACGCCUACCUCGCCCACCGCGCGGGCCGCGGCGUCGGCGAGGGCCCCGCGCGCCGCGUGUUCCAGCAGCUGGUGUCCGCGCUCGACUACUGCCACUCCCUCGGCGUGUACCACCGCGACAUCAAGCCCGACAACAUCCUCGUCGACGCCGCGGGCAACAUCAAGGUCGCCGACUUCGGGCUCUCCGCGCUCGCCGACACGGCGCGGCGGGAGGCGCCGCUCCACACCAUCUGCGGGACGCCCAUGUUCAUCGCGCCCGAGGUGUUCCUGCGCCGCGGCUACGACGGCGCCGGGGCCGACGUCUGGGCCUGCGGCGUCGUCCUCUUCGCCCUCGCCGCCGGCCGCUUCCCCUUCAACCACAAGGACACCAGCCUCUACCACAUGAUCCGCCGCUGCGACUACCACUGCCCGCCGUGGUUCAGCCCCGGCCUCGUCCGCCUCGUCCGCCGCCUCCUGUGCCCUGACCCGGCGCGACGGAUCGCCAUCCCGCAGAUCAAGGAGAACACGUGGUUCAAGAAGGGAUUCAAGGAGAUCCCGCGGAGCCUCGGCGAGCCCGAGCUGCGCGACUCCGACUCCGACUCAGACGACGACUCCACCGUAUCAAUGGCAUCGUCGGAGGAUUUGUCCUCCCCGGUGGCGCGCGCGCAGCAGUGUGGAUACGGCAGCGGCAUGCACACCUCGGUCUCGGCGCCAUCGCUGACCACGCUUGAGAGCACCGGCAGCGCCGCCGUCCAGGGCUCCCCGCGCAUAGGCCGGCCGAGGAGCCUGAACGCGUUCGACAUCAUCACGUCCUCGCCGAGCCUCAACCUGGCCGGGCUUUUCGACGAGCCGGGCGAGCAGAUGCGCUUCGUCUCCGCCGCGCCCGUGUCCAAGAUCAUCUCCAAGCUGGAGGAGAUCGCCGGACCGGUCAGCUUCACGGCGCGCACCAAGGAGUACCAGGUGAGCAUUGAGGGGGACGGCAACAGGGGCACGCUGCUCGUCUCCGCCAAGAUCUUCGAGCUCACGCCGGAGCUCGUCAUGGUCAAGGUGUGCAAGAAAGCCGGCGACACCGCCAGGUACCGGCAGUUCUGCAACAAUGAGCUCAAGCCCGGCCUGCGUGGCCUCGUGGACGGGUUGCCGGAGGAGGGAGGCGAGCCCAUCGCCUCCAACUGAUCCGGAUGAUCGGUGGAAUCCAGCAACAGGCGUGGCUCAUGUAUCUUUAAUUUUAUUUCAACAGUUUGAUAGUAUGUCGUUCUAGGAGUUUUGACAGUGUUAAUGCCUUAUUGGUGUAUCAUGCAACUGUUGUUGUGUUAGGUAGCUAAAUUCUAGGUAUAUCCCUUCUCAUCUAGGGUGUAUACACUUCUCGUCAUUGUGAGUUGCUUUUAAAUGUAAUCAUCUAUUGUUAGUGCACUACUUGUUCUUUUACUAAAGAUUGAUUUGGUGUCCCUA
Molecule: messenger RNA, 1807 nt
Organism: Panicum virgatum (switchgrass)
Lineage: Eukaryota; Viridiplantae; Streptophyta; Magnoliopsida; Poales; Poaceae
Product: CBL-interacting protein kinase 25-like
Exons: 1
Coding region: 77-1531 (484 amino acids)
Biological process (GO): protein phosphorylation; signal transduction
Molecular function (GO): protein kinase activity; ATP binding
Source: RefSeq, a predicted model, not a curated record